AUGAUUCUCUCUCUCUCUCUCUCUCUCUCUCUCUCUCUCUCUCUCUCUCUCUCUCUCUCUCUCUCUCUCUGCCUGUCUCUGUUUGUCUCUCUGUCUACUCAGAUGCGGCACUUGUUAGUUGAGGAGCUCCAGGAAUGUGUUCCAGGUGGAAAUAUUCUCAAGAAACGAGACCCUGAAGCUGCCAAAGAUGAUAACUCCCUUUUGUUGAGGGCAGCAAACAGUCUAGUGGCCAAUCAUCCCCAGAAGAAUGAAUAUGAAUACACGAUGGGAAUAUUUGUUCCCGAGAGUGGCACAUAUCCAAAUGUGCCUAAAUGCAUCAGCUGUCUUCAAAUCUGUAGGAAUUCCGUCCGUCACGCAUGGCAUUUAUUUGCAGAGUUCCUUGUUUGUUUUUGUUUUCUAUUUGUGAUGCACCAAGUACCGACCAUAGCCCUAAGCAUCCUUGCACAACUCAUCUUCCCGUCUUGA
Molecule: messenger RNA, 465 nt
Organism: Acanthosepion pharaonis
Lineage: Eukaryota; Metazoa; Mollusca; Cephalopoda; Sepiida; Sepiidae
Source: the annotation of a GenBank genome assembly